UGUAAAUAGGUUCUUCGUUAGGGGUUAACAUUGAAAUUUGUAAUUGCCCAGGCGCCUUUGUGAUGUCAUUUAUGCGUCUGUCAACAAAGAAUAUUACCUAGGGUCAUUGCCGAAAAUAGCACGUUUUCAGAUGAAAUCAAUUACUGAGCAGCCUAGGCAUCUAGGUACCUAAGUACGUACAUAACAGGGGAUCCCGGUGGAAACAGUUUCUUGACAUGUUGAUUUCGAAUUCCAAAUAACAGCCCUAGAGCGCAGUUGGCCCCAUCGCCCCUCCAUCUAACAACCUAGGCUCGGGGAAUGGAAGACGUCGUAGCUUCGGAUCGGUCACGUAAAGUGGUAUUUGCGAACGCCGGAUGAGGCGAUACACCCAAAUUUUGAAACUUUUAAAGAAUGACUAUAAAUCGAACGUUGCCGAGGACAUUUCGAGUUACGCAAAAUUCUAUCAUCAGACCUUCGAAUCACAAUUACUUUGUCUUGCAGCCUUCCUCAUCUCGACAUCACCCCAAAUUGAUAUCUGGUAAAAGUCAUCUGACGCCAGCAAAUAUCAAAUUUAGCGAAAAUAUAUCUAUAUAUAACGGGACGAUCCCCCGAGCCUUACCUAGUACUCAAGCAAGGUCGGCAUCAACACUCACCAUGUCUUCCAAACUCAUUCCCUCCAACCCUUCCGACGUAGCCGUACUCCGGUCCGUUACGCCUAACGUCGUGACCGUCUCCGUGCCAUUCGCCCGGUUCGGCAUCAUCCGGGUCGGCGGUCGCGGUACCAUAAUACGCCUCACCUCCGGCACACUAGCCGUCUUCUCCCCGGUCGCCCUAACGCCCGAGACCCAAGCCAAGAUCACCGAGCUCGGGGGCAACGUUGGGUACAUCAUCGCAGGCGAUAUAGAGCAUCAUAUCUUCAUCACAGAAUGGGCGAAAGCCUACCCGAACGCCAAGAUCGUCGGACCCAAGGGUCUAGCUGAGAAGCGCGCGAAGGUGCAAGAUGACCCGAAGAUCGGACACGAGCUCUUCGCCUUCGAGUGGUCGGCCGCGAACAAGAGCUCCAACGCGGUGAGCGAGGAGUUCGCCGCUGAUUUCGAGGUCGAGUACGUCGACGCGCAUCCCAACAAGGAGGUCGUGCUUUUCUACAAGCCCGACCGCGUCCUCAUCGAGGCCGAUCUCAUGUUCAACCUGCCGGCUGUCGAGCAGUACUCCCGCGUGCCUGAGGCGCAGAAGACAGGACAUGGGUUCUUGAACAAGAUUUUCGAGUCUAUUAACAGCACGAGCGGCGAGGCCAAGGGGAUCAAGCGGUUCCUGUGGUAUGUGAUUAGCAACGGGACCAAGGACCGCCCUAGUUUCAAUACGAGCGUCCAGCGUAUUGCAUCUUGGGAUUUCGAUACCAUCAUUCCAUGCCAUGGAGAGACAGUCGUGGGGGGCGGCAAGGAACUGUUCAAUAAGGUGUUCGAGUGGCAUCUGCAGGGUCAUAAGUAAGAGAUGGCGGGAUCU
Annulohypoxylon maeteangense is the source of this 1482-nucleotide messenger RNA. RefSeq lists its product as uncharacterized. Lineage: Eukaryota; Fungi; Ascomycota; Sordariomycetes; Xylariales; Hypoxylaceae. The transcript is spliced from 2 exons. The record is from RefSeq and is a predicted model, not a curated record. The coding region runs from base 391 to 1467 and encodes 358 amino acids.